Pyrus x bretschneideri (Chinese white pear) is the source of this 1513-nucleotide messenger RNA. RefSeq names its product NEP1-interacting protein 1. The record is from RefSeq and is a predicted model, not a curated record. The coding region runs from base 647 to 1354 and encodes 235 amino acids. Lineage: Eukaryota; Viridiplantae; Streptophyta; Magnoliopsida; Rosales; Rosaceae. The transcript has 5 exons.
CCAAAUCUCACAAAAAACCAACCCCACAUCCUUGACUCUUUCUUUCUCUCGCCUUCCUUCGUCUGUUCUGGUUGAAAAACGGGUGAUGGAAAAUUAAAAAUCAAUUUGCAGUGACGAGUUUUGUGGGACGAUUUUACAACCUGAACAGCUUGAUCAUUUGUCAAAGGAGAAGCUUCUUGAAGUUAAUCUCUCUCUCUCUCUCUCUCUCUCUCUCUCUCUCUCUCAUGCAUUUUCUGAAACCAAAAUUACCGUUCUUUUUCUACCAAGCCUAUAUUUUCUUUGAUCCACGAGCAAUUAUAGUUGUGAUGGAAGAAAAACAGAGCUUAAUGACCUAGAGAGAGAAAGCGAUAGAGAGAGAAACAAAGAGAGAUUUCUGUCAAACGAGAAAAAAAAAUAAGAGAGCUUUAAAUGCGAGUUGGUUGAUGUGGUUUUCAUUUUCCCUUCUUCUCUUACGGACUAAGCAAUACACCUUUCCAUCCAUCUUCCCUUUAUAUACAAAUCUCUAUAUGUACACAUAUUUAUAUAGAGGCAGAUAUUCAAAGCUUUGAAAAGGGUUUUAAAUUCAUUCAUAUUUUUGCUUUAAACUCAACAAACAUUUAGCUACAAAUCCAAAAGCCUUGUUUUUCUUCUAUAAACGCAAACAGCAAUGGAUUUUAUUGCGCACCCAUCUCGUUUGCCUCCUUCCUAUUCGUUUUCGUUGGGGAAUUUCGUCGAACGGGUCAAGGAUUUCUGCAACUUCGCCGUCUCUGCGGUUCUCGGGAACGUUUUCUCUGCGAUCUUCACCUUCUUCUUUGCAUUAGUGGGCACCACGUUAGGAGCAAUGACUGGAGCUUUGAUAGGGCAAGAAACUGAGAGUGGAUUUGUAAGAGGAGCUGCAGUUGGAGCAAUAUCAGGAGCUGUUUUUUCAAUUGAAGUGUUUGAAUCUUCCCUUGUUCUUUGGAAAUCAGAUGAAUCAGGAAUUGGGUGUCUUCUGUAUUUGAUUGAUGUCAUUGCUAGUCUCCUAAGCGGUAGAUUAGUCCGUGAGCGGAUUGGCCCGGCCAUGUUAAGUGCAGUGCAAAGUCAGAUGGGUGCUGUGGAAUCAACCUUUGAUGAGAUCCCCAACAUCUUCGACACCGGUGGCUCCAAAGGGUUGCCCGGAGAUUCAGUUGAAAAGAUCCCGAAGAUCAAAAUUACCUGCCACAACAAUGUGGAUGCUUCUGGGGAGAAAGUCUCCUGUUCAGUUUGUCUUCAGGAUUUUCAGAUUGGAGAGACAGUAAGAAGCUUGCCACACUGCCAUCACAUGUUUCACCUGCCUUGUAUAGAUAAGUGGCUCCUAAGGCAUGGCUCAUGCCCUCUCUGCAGAAGGGAUCUGUGAAUCUGAUGAUCUUCUUGUAAAUUACCAUAUGAGUAAAAUGUUCUUUUAUUGACUGCACAAAUUUUGUACCCUUUUCAUCUGUAUUAUUAUUCACCAGGCUGCUCCAGUAGUUUCAUGCUAUACACUAUGAGUUCAUGUAUAAAUUUUUUUAUUUUGGUA